CUGCCUGCCUUUUGGAAAGUUGUCUAAAUUGUCUAAAAAUGUCUGUUGAGUUGAGUAUACUAUUUAAGAAAAUUUGUUUUUGAGGCAGUUGUUUAUAUUGCCCAAUGAAAAAAGUCACACAGAGUGGAAUCAUUUGGAUUUUCGUUGAAUAUUGGGGUUUCGCUUUGUACACAUUAAUAAUCAAGGAUUAUGAAUGAAUGACUUUCUGACUCCUCCCCUUGACUGCAGCUGCAUACUUCUGUCAGCAUUCAAGGUGUGCCAUUAGCAACAUAUACACUACUUUCUACUACUACUACUACUACAACCUUUUUGAGAGACUCGUGGAAAAACCUAAUUUGUUCAAAACAUUACACCACCACAAUUGUGUUGCUCUGAUACAGGGACGGGGUUUUUGUUGGCGGAGCAAAUAUAGAUAAGUGACUGGGAAUACAUACAGUAUGUAUAAGAUAAUGAAAAACUUGUGGCUCCCCAAACUGAAAAACAUCAUCUUUUUUUCUUUUUUAGCACUGACACUUCUUACUUGUUGUUUUGUCACAUUUUUAACUGUAAAUGAAAGAGGAAGACAGAAAAUCAUAGUGUUUGAGAGGCCACGUCUGACAGUACAACAUGAAAUUAAUUGCACAGCAAUAUAUGAAAUGGAACCAGUGGAACUGGGCAAAUCUUUAGCCAUUCGCAAGGAAAAAAGCUAUGUAGGGCAAACCGAUGAGGCUGUUGUGAAUUCCACCUCUGAUUGUGAUCAAUUUGUGUCACAAGGUUAUGAUGGGAUUCAAGGCUCUGAGUUUGAGCGUGAAUUUCCCCUUGCUUAUUCUUUGGUUGUUCACCAGGAUGCAGCCCUUGUGGAGAGGUUGCUAAGGGCCAUUUAUAUGCCUCAUAACAUAUACUGCAUACAUUACGAUCUGAAGUCCUCAGAUGACUUUAUUUCAGCAAUGAAAGGUCUGGCUCGCUGCAUCCCCAACGUCUUCAUUACCUCAAAGCUGGAGAGGGUGCAGUAUGCAGGUUUCUUACGACUCAAAGCGGAUCUUAAUUGUCUGUCGGACCUCCUAGAUUCUGAGGUCAAGUGGAAGUAUGUCAUCAACCUGUGUGGUCAGGACUUUCCACUGCGGACAAACGCUGAGCUGGUGUCGGAUCUAAAAGAGCUGAAAGGCAGGAACAUGGUGGAGAGCAAGUGGCCUGGAGGAAAACAAUGGCGCUGGACUUAUCAUCAUUUACAGAAAGACAAUAAUUCAGAGUACUACAGCUCACCUGUCACCACUUCUGAGAUGAAAUCUCCACCUCCUCACAACAUAGCCAUGUUUGUGGGCAGCGCAUACUUCACACUUUCAAGAGAAUUUGUGGUUUUUGUUCACCAGAGUCCCAUAGCCAGUGAUUUCUUGGCUUGGUCCGAGGAUACAUACUCACCUGAUGAACAUUUCUGGGCAACUCUGGUUCGUGUGUCUGGAGUACCAGGGGAAGAGCCAAGUUCUGAUCCUGAGAUCUCAGAACUGAAAAGUAAAACCCGUCUGGUGAAGUGGUGGUCUUUAGAAGAGAGACUUUACCCACCAUGCACUGGAGUCCAUGUGCGAGACGUGUGUAUUUAUGGUGCUGCUGAGCUCAGAUGGCUCCUGAACUACGGCCACUGGUUUGCUAAUAAAGUGGAUCCAAAAGUGGAUCCUGUUCUUAUGGAAUGUUUAGAAGAAAAACUUGCAGAAAAACGUGUGCAGAGAGAAGUAUAAAUAAUGCAUUCUCAUUCUGCAGAUCACUAAUGCUGGACGUCUGGUUGUAAAUUAUUCUCUGUCGCCCCCUGCUGUGUACAAAAGAAUGGCGCUGGUUCAUCAAUGAAUUAUUGCAUUGUUUACCAUAUUACCUGUGCAAAAUAGCUACAAAUUCAAAAAUUUCUUUAAAUAAAAAAAUACAUUUUGUGCUCAUUGCAGAUUAAACUCCAAUUUUAAGAUUAUUUAUUUGUAUGUUUGAAAGAUACUUUGUAAAUGAUUUAAAAUGAUUAUUAUUAUGAGUUGUUUUUUGAUAUUUAAAUUGUCUAGCAAAAUAACAACAUUAAUAAAUGAAUUAUCAUGGCUUUAAGUUCAAUAAAUUCAAAAGUUAACCCGAUGGAAAAAAGAAGUGCACUUAAGUCUAUAGUCCUCUGCUACCGUCUACAUUCAUGUGCAUUGUUUUAUCUUUAUUCAGCAGCGUUAAACAAUUUUGUUUACA
Onychostoma macrolepis is the source of this 2187-nucleotide messenger RNA. RefSeq names its product beta-1,3-galactosyl-O-glycosyl-glycoprotein beta-1,6-N-acetylglucosaminyltransferase 4. Gene Ontology annotation, cellular component: membrane. The record is from RefSeq and is a predicted model, not a curated record. Gene Ontology annotation, molecular function: acetylglucosaminyltransferase activity. Bases 438 to 1712 code for a protein of 424 amino acids. NCBI's taxonomy places the organism in Eukaryota, Metazoa, Chordata, Actinopteri, Cypriniformes, Cyprinidae. The transcript has 3 exons.